Scaptodrosophila lebanonensis is the source of this 2371-nucleotide messenger RNA. RefSeq lists its product as uncharacterized. Lineage: Eukaryota; Metazoa; Arthropoda; Insecta; Diptera; Drosophilidae. The transcript has 3 exons. Bases 537 to 1805 code for a protein of 422 amino acids. The record is from RefSeq and is a predicted model, not a curated record.
UUGGUUAUAUGUAUAUCACAUAUGUAUGAUACAAAUGAAAUAGUGCUUGUGUACAAAAUAUAACUUAUGCAUAUGUAUGCAAAUCUAUCAAAUUUAAUUUGUUGCUUAGAACCGAGUUGAAGCUCCACUUUGUAAAGUGUUUGCAGUGCCCGAUCCAAGGCUUGGAAAUGGAAUGUGUGCUCAAUUGUGGCCCAGUUAAGGUGACCAGAGCAAAUGACGCGGCCCACUAAUUGCUGACAUAAUUUUCCAAAUUGAAACUGGCGAAAAAAAUAAAACAAGCAACAGACUAAUUGAAUUCGUUGCGGCACGUCAAGUCGUUGGCUGUUCGACUUUAACUAAUUUAAUGAUCAAAAGUUAAAAGUUUUUUCCACAGUGUUAAUUGAAAGUGUCACGCGUCGUCUAACCUCAGAAUAAAGCCGACUAUUUUUUACGUGUGUGUGUGUGCAAGUGUCUCGAUAGCGGUGUUUGUGUAGUGUCAUUAAAUGUGUCCACAUAUGGCCAAGAAGAUCCAUCGAGCCUAAACAAAUCUUCCCAAAAUGAUGGAUUUUCAUAGACAACUUUGGUUGCUGUUAGUGCUGAGCUAUGAGGCGCUGGGCGCCACGCCCUUUGCCAAGGAAUACCGCAGUGCGGGUCUCUUUACGGGCAACACCCUGAUGGACUUGGACGCCUCAACCACAUUAGACAUGAGUGUUGAAAAGCCGACCAUUAGCAGCAAUGGAGGGGCUGCUGAUCUUGGCAACUCCGUGGGAUUCAAGUCGGAGUCGUCGGUAGUUCUGCCAGGUGUGCAACUAAACUCAGGCUGCCCAGCGACGACGAGUUCCCACUGCCUGCGCUGCAACAAGUCCGGCUGUAUCAAGUGCCCUCUGUACCUGGUCACAGAUACGCGCCAGUGCGUAGAGCAAUGUCCGACGGGGUACAUCGACCAAUGGUCCGCGCACACGGAGUUCAUGGGUCGUGUCUGUGUACCCACUGGCUACUCUGGACCGCUGAUGGCCGCAUUGGCCGGCCUGCUGGGCGGUUUUCUGGUCUGUCUCUCAUUACUGGCCGUCGCCGUGAUGCUUGUGAGGCGCAAGCGAAGACGCAAGUCUGUCAAACAGAAGCUCAUCAAUGAGAAUACGAUGGAUCGAGCCGAUUUCAUGCGUCAACUGAACGAGAUGCGACCCAACGCCGAGUACUUUCUGGCCAUGCUGAAUGACACACGACGACAAAUUCGCAAGCUGUAUUUGUCUGGCGAAGUGGCGGCGGCAAACUCGUAUCGUCCGAUCGUGAGGGAUCUGGCCAAGCUGCUCAUAUUGCUGAAUAGACCGAUAGAGUUGAUUCCGGCACCGCCGCAGGAUUGGUCGCGUCUGUAUGCUUGGUCGGAGCAGGCGUUGGAGCGUUACAAGCCGCAGGUGGGGCAGCUCAUCGACUUCUUCCAGGCCUCCAACGGUGGCCACGGAGCGCAGGAUGCGCUCUAUGCGGCGCCUGCUAAGAAGCACCACAGUAUUUUCCGGCAGCACGGGUCGCCAGUAGCCAGCACGACGACACAACUGAGUGCUGGCGGCGGAGGAGGCGGUGCUGGUGAUCUGGUGGCGGGCGAUAGAAACAGCACCGCCUCGGCCCAUCAGAAGCUGCACCUCUUCGGCUCGCUGAUCAGUUUGCAUGAGUUCGAGGAGCCACGGGCCUCGGAUCCCUUCGGAAGCAGCUUCAACACGCUCAAGAGCGGCAAUCUGAUAUCCGAUCUCAAUGCGAGUUCUCUGUGGCUGGAGGAUGAGUUCUACAAGCUGGGCUUUCGACCGCAGGACGAGAUCACGACUGAGUUGUAGUGACUGUUAGUGCCUUUUUUAUUUGUAGAAUCCAAAGUAUUAUCUCCAUGCCCAUGCGCCGCCCGCGAUGUGUCUCCGCUCCAUGCUGCAGUGGAGCGGGUGCUUCACAUUGGGUACCAGAGCAGUCCAGGACAUUCCCACACUCCUUUGAGAAAUGAGACGCGCGUUUAGUCUAGCCUCUAAAUGUUUACGUUUAGUUUAGGUGUAGUCGCAAAGUGCCUAAGUUACGAGUAUUAAUCUGAUAACUUGGCUAUAUAGCCACCACUUACAGAACAAGCCUAGGCAGUAGCAAAAACAUACAGCAUGCAACAAGCAACUAGUCAUGUAAAAUCACAAAAUGCAAAUGGAAAUCAUGUCGAUGUCGAAAUUAAUUUAAUUUUAUAGAUUUUACAAAAAUCGCAACACUUACGAAUAGACAAAUAUUGAUUGUGUAAACCGUAACAUUACUUAUAGCUAUAACUGAUAUUAAUGUACAGAGAUAAUGAUAAUCUUAGUAAUGCUUAGUACCUAAAUAUAUCUGUAUGUUUAAAAGAUGAUCAACAAUAAACAGAUGUGCUUUGAUAAAA